This is a messenger RNA of Symsagittifera roscoffensis, 5379 nucleotides long. Its product is annotated as UDP-N-acetylglucosamine--peptide N-acetylglucosaminyltransferase 110 kDa subunit-like. Gene Ontology annotation, molecular function: protein O-acetylglucosaminyltransferase activity; protein binding. The coding region runs from base 6 to 3779 and encodes 1257 amino acids. The transcript has 16 exons. The record is from RefSeq and is a predicted model, not a curated record. Lineage: Eukaryota; Metazoa; Xenacoelomorpha; Acoela; Convolutidae. Gene Ontology annotation, biological process: protein O-linked glycosylation.
GUAGAAUGAUCAACAUAAAAUUAAGGCCCGAGGAACUUCUGGCCGCUACAAAUGUUACGGCGACUACUCCAGUCACCGUGAGUUUCCAUAGUGGAACAAGUCUUCCUGCAGGAACUUCCGUAGUAAAUACAAUCGAUAUCUCCGCGCUUGUUGAAUUGGCACACAAUGAGUAUCAGAGAGGAGAGUACGAGUCAGCUGAGCGGCAUUGCAUGCAGCUGUACGCUCAUUGUCCUGAUAAUGUGGCAGCGCUUUUGCUGCUGUCAUCAAUUCAUUUCCAAUGCAAGAGGUUAGAUCUGAGUGCCAAGUACUCAUUGGAAGCUAUUCGAAAAAACCCAAGUCUAGCAGAAGCUUACAGUAAUUUGGGAAACGUUUUCAAAGAAAGAGGGCAAAUCGGUGAAGCCCUACAAAAUUACAAACACGCCAUCAAUUUGAAACCAGAUUUCAUUGAUGGGUAUAUCAAUCUGGCUGCUGCUCUUGUAAGCGCUGGAGACAUGGAAGGGGCUGUUCAUGCAUACUUGUCUGCAUUGCAAUGUAAUCCUGAGCUGUACGCUGUAAGAAGUGACCUGGGAAACCUCUUGAAAGCCCUAGGUCGCUUGGACGAAGCUAAGCAUUGUUAUCUGAAAGCAAUUGAAACAAAACCUGACUUUGCGGUUGCCUGGAGUAAUCUCGGCUGCGUUUUCAAUGCACAAGGAGAAAUUUGGCUGGCGAUUCACCAUUUCGAAAAGGCAGUACAACUUGACAGCAACUUCCUUGAUGCUUACAUAAACCUUGGAAAUGUUCUCAAGGAAGCGAGAAUCUUCGAGCGAGCAAUCGGAGCUUACCUGCGAGCUUUGAACUUGAACCCUCUGCAUCCAAUUGUGCAUGGAAACUUGGCUUGUGUAUACUAUGAGCAAGGACUCAUUGACUUGGCUGUUGACACGUACAAAAGAGCGAUCGAAUUACAACCCAACUUCCCUGAUGCAUACUGCAAUUUAGCAAAUGCACUUAAGGAAAAAGGUCUCGUCUCAGAGGCAGAAGAGAGCUACCAAACAGCUCUUAGACUAUGUCCGAACCACGCGGACUCCUUAAACAACCUGGCCAACAUAAAACGGGAGCACGGACUGAUAGAGGAGGCAAUUCGUCUGUACUGUCGAGCACUGGAGGUGCAGCCAGAAUUCGCAGCUGCUCACAGCAACUUGGCCAGUGUUCUCCAACAGCAGGGUAAGCUGUCGGAAGCUCUGAGUCACUACCGUGAGGCCAUCCGUAUCCACCCUACUUUCGCAGACGCCUAUAGCAACAUGGGAAAUGCCUUCAAAGAAAUGGGCAGUGUCAACGAGGCACUUCAGUGCUACACGAAAGCCAUCCAGAUCAACCCUGCGUUUGCUGAUGCUCACAGCAACCUCGCAAGUGUUCAUAAAGACUCGGGAAAUAUCCAAGAAGCGAUCCACAGUUACAGGACAUCGCUGAGAUUGAAGCCAGAUUUCCCCGACGCAUAUUGUAACUUGGCUCAUUGUCAGCAGAUUGUGUGCGAUUGGGCGGAUUACUCAGACAGGAUGAAGAAAAUUGUGAAACUUGUUCAGAUUCAGCUAGACAAAAACAGACUACCAAGUGUGCACCCCCACCAUUCCAUGCUGUACCCCCUGAGCAACAAACAGAGAAGGGGCAUUGCAGCCAAACACGCAAUGCUUUGUCUUGAGAAGGUGCAAAACAUCCUCCGCGUGAGAGGACCUUACACAUUCCCACAAGAGAAGUACGGAAGAUUGGGCCUUGGUCAGAGGCUGAAGAUCGGAUAUGUGAGUUCGGAUUUUGGAAACCACCCGACGUCGCAUCUGAUGCAGAGCAUACCGGGAUUCCACGACAAGAGCAAUAUUGAAAUCUUCUGCUACGCACUGAGUGCGGAUGAUGGAACGACCUUCAGAAGUAAAAUAAAGUCAGAAGCUGAGCACUUUGUGGACCUGAGUGGAAUCACGUGCAACGGGAAGGCAGCUGAAAGAAUCUAUCAGGACGGGAUCCACAUUCUCAUGAAUCUGAAUGGAUACACGAAGGGAGCAAGGAACGAAAUAUUUGCACUGAGACCAGCACCUAUUCAAGUCAUGUGGCUGGGCUACCCGGGUACUUCUGGAGCCAGUUACAUGGACUACAUAGUGACAGAUUGUGUAACUUCUCCGCUAGAGGGAGUGGAAAGUGACUACAGUGAGAAGUUCGCAUACAUGCCGAGGACAUUCUUCGUUGGCGACCACAGACAGAUGUUUCCCCACCUGAGAAAUAAAAUCCUCCUGGAAGUGAAUGGCAAGUGUCGCCCCACCCACACCAUCAUAAACACACACAAUGUCAGUCAGCUGAUGAACAGUCCCUGUCUCACUGUAAGGGAGACCUCAUCAUAUCCUGCUUUCUGCUGUGCUCAGAUUAAGUGGCCGCCUCCGACAACCACCAGUCAAGAAGUUCAGCAAGUACACCCUAUCAAGGCACUCCUUGAAAACAACCUGGCAGUAGCAAUGCUAUCCGAUGGCCAAGUCCUCCAAAACGGAUUGGCCAACCAGCAAAUCAAUACCAAAACCGCAACAGGUGAACUAUGUCCCAACCAACAUAUAGUAACCUCGAGGCUGCAAUACAAUCUACCCGAAGACGCCUUCGUGUAUUGUAACUUCAACCAGCUGUAUAAGUUGGACCCGAAAACCAUGCAUUUAUGGUUGCAGAUUCUCUCACAAGUACCAAAUAGUGUGCUGUGGCUAUUGAGGUUCCCGCAGUGGGGUGAGACUAAUGUUCUGAACUAUGCGAGGCAAUUUGGCCUCGAGAACCCCCAGGAUCGAAUCAUUUUUUCGAAUGUGGCGCCGAAAGAGGAGCAUGUGAGGAGAGGUCAACUUGCUGAUGUGUGUUUGGACACUCCGAUAUGCAAUGGACAUACAACCGGUAUGGACAUUCUGUGGACUGGAACUCCUAUGGUGUCUCAGCCUCUUACCACAUUGGCCUCGAGAGUGGCAGCCUCCCAGCUGUACGCCCUGGGAUGUCCAGAGCUGGUAGCGAACUCGGCCAAGCAGUACCUGGACAUUGCUGUCAGACUCGGAAACGACAGGGAGUUCUAUAGAUCGACCCGAGAAAAGGUGUGGAAUAACGUGAAAGACGGGAUACUGUUCAACACGCAACAGUAUGCUCGGGACAUGGAGCGACUGAUGUAUAAAGUGUGGCAGCGACAUGAGCAGGGGCUGAAUCCGGACCACGUGACUGAACUGUCCCACUACACCUACAGAAUGAAGUCAGACACGCCCAAUGCACCCGAAACACUAGCUAUUCAGUCCUCAAUCAGUGGAGCUUCCUUGAUGCCUCUGACGUCCUCCUCAAUAAUGGGAAUAGUGGCUGGAAAAGGAGACAGACAGUCGCUGAAUGGGUCCAGUGGUAAAGAUGAUUCCUCGCACAACAGUUCAAGUGGUAACAGUCACCAUCUGCAUGCCCACUCAUCGAAUCGAUCGUCCUUGGCCAAUGCAUCCUUGGACAGUCAGAAUAUUGCUCGAGAUGGAACCAACCGUCACGUGUACAACACAAGCAACCUCUCAAGACAGCAGAGUCUAUCUGUAGCAAUGGGGAACAGUACACCAAGCUCCCCCUACAGAAACAGCACCGGAAGCGCCAGUUUGUCACCUGUAGCCGCUAUGAAUAACCAACAGUUGAGCCACCAACACUUGAGUGUAAUAUCGCCAUCCCCAGCCCAUUCACCAUACAACCAUGCUAACUUGCUAGCUGGAGUCCAAAGUCCCCACCACCACCAUCAUCAUCACCAGAACUCAUCCAACAAACGAGCCUGAGAGGGUCUUGUGAGACGAGACAAGAACCUAGUUUUAACGAUAACCAAAUUAUUCAGUUAUUAUUUAUCGCUUCCUCCAUUGUUAAAUACUAUUCACUUUAUUGGAGCACUACGUCCUAUUAGAAGCCGUGCCGAGAAAUUCUAUCACGUGGAUGUAACUUUUCUAUGUAAGCUGUAUAUACAUUACAGAUGUCGCUCGGCGCCCUUGAAAGAGAACUCCAAGAAUUUGUCCUGCGUUCAAAAAGUUCGAAUAAAUGUCCUCUCAGAAAACUGAGGGUCGAGUAAAGAACCGUUCUUGGGUUCAGAGAAUGACUUGAUACGUGGACAAAUGCUAUAGAUGUCAAGGAUUUCUUAGUUACGGCAUACUUGGACCCUGCUGUGGAUUCAAUCAUUCCGAGCAGGGAUGCAUAGUCGUCAUUGAUGCAUAAUGCUGUGAAGGAGCAUGAAUUAGGAAAAAGCUCAAGGAAAAACUUUUCAGCUCGUCAAAAUGAGUUAAGCGAUCCCAGGAGCCUUUGACCCAAAACUCGCCGAAUGUUCUUCUCGCCUAGUUGUGUAUGAAUUUAUGAACCAUAUGGGUUCUGAUUUAUUACUUUUUUUGUUUAGUUACCUUUUGUAUAUGCCUAUCAAAAUUACCCCUACGUUCCUGGUGUAUGUGAAUUUGUGUGUUGUUGCCCUUUUCAAAUAAACUAGACUUUACCUCGCUCUGAAAUACGGUAAGGGAUCGGGGAGCUAUUUUAACUCACACAAGUUUCACUUUAUACAAAAUUUUUAAUGGUGCUUUAAUGUUCACAUUUUUGCUUUCUGGUAUUCCAGUUAUUAAUUUUUUUUUGCGGUAGCUCGUGACUGAAAAUUCCUCAUAUAUUCCACAGUGCUGUGAUUUCGAUUCGUUUACUAUAUGAUUUCGAUUGUACCCUAUAUACAAUUCUUCUGAAAUUCUGAUAAUAUUAUUAAAGUUGAAAAACUUGCGUUGUAAUGCCACUAAUCAUAGUAAUCGUUCAGUAGAAAAAUUUAUUUUUGCCACAAAAUUGAGGAGACUUAAUGUCUACCUGUCUCAAAUGUCAGAACGUUGAAAUGUCAGAGAAAAAAUGUUUGGCUGAAAAAGGAAAAUGGAACGUUAUAGUAAAGCGAUGAUGUAAUGGUGCUAGUGGUGCUAAAGUUUUCUUCAUUUUAGCCUAACUGUUCUGAGCUUUUUAGUGCUGCUUUUUUUUUGUUUUGUUUGACCUUUUUUUCUCAUUUUUUUUUCUGUUAGCAGGUGAUUUAUUGUGUUCUUUUAACGAAGCUGGACCACAACUGGCUGCAAAAAUACCCCUCGGACCUCGCAACAUAACCCAGACGACUUCACAUCAAUACCCAGACGGUUUUGGAUAGUUUGGGCAGCAUCAUAAAUGCCACGAUGUCUACUGUCAACGAUAACUUCACUAGAAGCUUGGUCGAGAAAUCCGGGAAAAAAACAGUUGCGACGUGAUGAGUAGCGGAGAGGCUAAUUAUGAAAAUAUAUGGAAUCUAACAGAAAAGCAACAAUAAAACUGUGAUUGAAACAGUCAAUUUGGUUUUAUGAAAAUAAAGUUUGUGCACAAGACAAUAGAAGCUUUUUGUCUGAA